AUGGGUGGAGCAUGCUCUGGAACAAAAUCAUAGAACAAAAAAUAGAAACUACAAUCAUAGGAAUUAAAUAUAGUUGAAUAACCAUAUUUGGAAGUGCUAUCCAUUCCUCAAAGUUAAUCAUCGUCUAGACCUCCUGAACAGAGAUGCGAAACUGCAUAAUCUGUUAAGGAUCUUCUUAUAUUAUACAAAAAGUUUACAGAUUUUUUCGGAUUAGUUGGAAAUUUAGAUCAUUUACCAUAACAUACAAGGGAAUAAUUACACAAUUGUAUUAUUUAGAGAUCUAAUAUUAAUAUUCUUAUUUAGAAUAAUAUUAAAAGAAUAAUGAGAGAAUAGCAAAUAAUCAAAAGGGUUGAGGAAAGCGAUUAUUAUUUAAUUCAUAAUGAUGAAAAAUUCGCCAUAACAUUUACAUAAAUUAUGUAAAAAUUAUCAACCAUCAUAUUAACUGAACUAAAAGAUGACUAAGACUUUUAAGAAGCUUUCCCAAUGCUCAUCGUUUCAUUCGUAGAUUUGGCAUAACAGAUUAGUAAUGUUAUAGAAAAUUUUUAAAAUUUCAAAACUCUCUCUUCCAAAAAAUAAAGAACCAAACAACCAAUUUCGGAAGAGAGCAACAAUCAAAAGACAACAAAUAAGAUAUCUUUGUAAUAGUGA
Molecule: messenger RNA, 648 nt
Organism: Paramecium tetraurelia
Lineage: Eukaryota; Ciliophora; Oligohymenophorea; Peniculida; Parameciidae
Exons: 1
Source: RefSeq, a predicted model, not a curated record